UCAGCCCCUACUAGUAAGUCAGGUCUGCAUCACCACCCAGGCAUGAAUGGGUCUGUUUUGAACACAAGUGGAGAUGUAAAUGUAUCCUUGAACAGUCAAAGCACAGUGUUGAAAAGUGCUGAAGAAAAGCCUCCUACAAAGGGAGGUCACCAGGCAUCAAGCCAGAACAAUAUUGGCCAAAUGACUCUACCUAUGACUGAUCAUAAGGAAGAAACUCAGGAGAUGAAGACAAGGGCCCAAAUAAAUAUAGGUGACAAGGAAGAUAAUUCUAACACUGGUGGACCUGCCAUGCUCUUGACAGCAGAGGAAAAGCAAAAAGAAAUAGAUGAGGAAUAUGAGUACAGUGAUGACUUUGAAGAAGAUGAUGAAGAUGAUUAUGAUAACAGUGGGGAAGAGUCUGAUGUAGAAGACAAUGCUGAGCUUUACCCAAGUUUGCGAAUGAGACGACAGUCUAACCCACAAUUACCUGAGACCGUCACUACACUGGAGACUGACCAUGGCAGUAAGGUGUAUGUGGUUGGCACUGCUCACUUCAGUCUGGAGAGUCAACAGGAUGUUGCACAGGUAAUUUCCGCAACACAGCCUGAUGUGGUAAUGGUAGAACUGUGUAACAGUCGGGUCAAUAUUCUGCAACUUGAUGAAGAGACUUUACUGGCGGAGGCUAGGAACAUUAACAUGGAUAAAAUCAAGACUGCCAUUAAACAGAGUGGUUUAGUUCAGGGUAUUAUGCACUUGUUACUGCUGAGUAUGUCUGCACACCUGACCAAACAGCUGGGGAUGGCCCCAGGUGGGGAAUUCCGAAAGGCAUUCACAGAGGCCCAGAAAAUUCCUGGUUGUCGCAUACAACUUGGCGAUCGGCCAAUCCAGAUCACCCUCAGGAGGGCCCUUGGGUCUCUGUCAUGGUGGCAGAAGUUACGACUGGCCUGGUAUAUGAUAACUAGUAAAGAACCCAUCAGCAAAGAGGAAGUUGAGAAGUGUAAGCAGAAAGAUCUGCUGGAACAAAUGCUCAAGGAGAUGACAGGGGAGUUCCCUGCCCUUAGUCAGGUUUUUGUCCAAGAGAGGGACAUGUUUCUUGCAAACUCACUGAGAUUAGCAGCUCAGCCCAUUCCACAUCCAGACUCCCCCACAGGUUAUGUCCCAGCCAUUGUCGUUGGUGUUGUGGGCAUUGGGCAUGUUCCUGGCAUAAAGGCUAACUGGGACAAGGAGCACAACAUCAGGGAAAUUAUGAGUGUUCCGGAGGCCUCAUCAUUCAGUCAUAUUUUACGCUGGGGAUUCCGGGCCAGUCUUGUGUGCAUUCUCUCCUACGGUUGCUACAGGUUCAUACGAUGGACAGCAGAUAUCGUAUUGUGAUAAAACGUGUAAAUAGGGAUAUUACAUUAUCUAAUGUUCCUUGCAGUGAGUAGACAGGAAAUGUGAAGCACCACACCAUUUUCUGGUAUAUCUCACUUCUGCACCCUGCUGCAAUGACAAACAAUGUCUCUGAUCUAUACUUAUUGUUUCCGGGGAAACUGCUGUGUUCAUUUGCAUGUUUGAUAUGGUAUUUCCAUGAACUGUCUUUUGUAUCCCUAGGAUACCUGGUCCAGCUUAUAAAUGUGCAGUCAAUUGAGAUAUUUUGUGAGUCACUAUUUGUAGUCACUGUCUCACAGUUAAUUUAUUAUUAAACCCAAAUUGCAAUACAACAGCUUGGUUAAUAUUCACACAGCAACUUUUUCAGCACAGUAUGGUGCAUUGUAAACAUUUUGGGUCAGCCUUCGUCAUUUUUGUCAUGACAUACAUUAUGCAUGACAUACAUUGUAGACUUGUCAUCUCCUUAUGCAAUCUUUUGGAAAUUUUUUUGUGGUCUGUUUAUUGUUUGUUUUUUGCUUGUUUGUUUAUGAAAGUACUUGUAACUGGCUAAAUAUGAGUGGAAGCCACCUUUUACUCUUGUCAGAUACUUAGUUUGAGCCGACAUGAUUAACACUUGGUAAAUGUAAAUGUCAUAAAUCAUGUGAUGGUAAUAUAUCCAGUUUACCUCACUCAAUGGGGUUACCUGUUAUCACAUCUGGCAAGUCAUAGAAACAGCCAAACACUGAUCGUUUCAUGUUCUAGUGUAGAAAAUAUGGGCCAUCAUUCAUAAUUUAUUGUGAUAGAACAUGUUCUUUGUCCAGCUUGGUUUGAUAGAAAGUUUAAAGAAAUCAGAUGUCUGCAAAUCUUAUGGUUUCCAGUUAUGUGGUCAGAUAAAAUAUAAAGGAGUUGUACCUUUUGUUUUAUACCUUACUAAAAUAGCAUUGGAUUUCAAGUGCUUCUCUGAAGUUCUGAAUGCAAAUAUAUUUGUGAUAAAGAUUUGAUAGCAAAAGAUGUCAUAAAUAUGAUAAAAGCAUUAUGUCUACUGUUUACUAUAACAGUUUUCUAAAUUUAUAGACUUGAAAUUUCUUUUUUACAUUGCUGAAGUUUGAGUGCUGCAUGAAAUGUAUUGAAAAUUUUGUGAAGCUGGUUUAAAUAUUUGUUUGAGCAUGAUGACUAUUUUAGUUUAUUUAGUGUGAUUAUAUAUUAUUUCUAAAGGGACACAUUGACUUCAUUGUAUGAAAGAUGUCAUGUGUAAUGGUUUGUCAUUCUUUUUCGUUUAGAUGGGGGUUGCAGGAGUGAAGGGUUAGGGUCGUGGUUGGACAGCAGGUUCCAAUACGUAGCUGAUUGUACUGUACAGUUACGUGCACAAACACUAAUUCUUAUAACAUGCACCGGUUUGUCAGAGACCAGACCAGGAACUUGAUCUUGGUAUUUGGCUAUGAUAAGAAUCUCUAUUUUUGCAAGUAACAAAAGAGAAUUUUUGUAUUCAAUUGGGAUAUAAAUCUUAGCAUGAUGUGUGAUGAAUGAGCAUAAUGCUAUCUAUGAAGAUGUCACUAUGAUUUACUAUUGAUUUGCAGCUGUUCAUGCAGGAUGUUACUAUGUCUAUCAAUUUAGCUUGAUGGGUUUAGUUUUUCAAGACAUUUGAGUAAUUCAGAGAGGGGAUGUUGGUUUCAGAUUGUUGUUUGUGACUUUAGCUUUUUUUUUUUUUUUGUAACGUAUGCAUUCAUGUAAAAAAUGGAUACAUGAUGGAGAAAAUCCUAAAAAAUAAGACAAAUUUCUGGUUCAAUAGAGGACCUUAGGAAACGGUUCAUAUGUUAGCUUGCAUCUAUUCGGUCAAGGCUUGCAUGUUUUGCAUAGUGUAAUGGAUUGGCAGAUCUCAAGUAAUUUGAUCAUAUAUGUAGAUAUAGAACAUCACAAGUCAUUCAGUCUUAGAACUGUUUUUUGGGGGAUAUUUUUUUUGGCUUUUGUUGUCUGUUUUAUACGUACACUAAGUUUUACACACGCUGAUGUUGUGUACAUGAUGUUCAAGUCCAAACUGAAAUAAUCACCUUAUUUGUCCUUCUUAAACACCUCUGUACUGGACCCUGUAUGAUGCUGUAAAGUUAAGGGAAAUGUGUUGACUCCCAUUGAGAGCAUAUUUAUUGCCAUAUUUCAGCGUCUAGGAAAAUUCACAUCUAUAUGUAAUGGAUUCUGUUAAACUGAGUACCUUAAGAUUGUGAGGAAAGGGUUGACUCUAUCAGGGUUUCCUUGUAUUUAUGCAGGCCUACCUCUUCUGUGUAGAGCAUCCAAGUGUGACGUUCUUGUCUGAAGGUAAAAUAUAUACUGAUAAAAAGUGUUGAUGAACAACAUUUGCUUUAUUUAUUUUAUAGUCAAAAGAGGGAGAUAUCUUGGGUCCACUUGUUUGAAAGUGUAACAAACUGUAUGGGAGCACUAACCUAAGUCAUCAAUGUGCAGUCAAUCACUUAUGUCAGACCAGUGAAGUAUAACUUAAGAUGCUAUUUGAAAACAUUAUUUUGAAGAUUAAAUGUUAUGUUCAGUUUGGGGCACAUGUGAACUUUAAAGAAAUUAUGAAAUAACCUGUCCCGAUCAAAUAACAUUCCUGUAAUAUUCCUCAAAAGAAACGCAAGGUCAUGGGGAAGUCUGCAUAGUAUUUAGGACAAUUCACUAUUUAAGAUAAUAAAGAUGUAGUAGUUUUCAUCUAUAUUUAUUUUCCCCUUCAAUUUUUUUUUUGGGGACAUAUGAAUCCCAAAUGAUUGUAUAGUUAAAUGUGGUAAGUCAUCAAAGAUAUCUGAUCUACUCCUCCCACCCUCCCCUGAAUUAUGAAAGCAGACCUACACAUAAGCAGCAGCUUUUAUUGUGAAAAACCCAUGGAAUUAUACAUGAAAAUUAGAUUCGGCUGGUAGGAGUCAAAAAAAAAAAAAAAGAAACCAUUGCACAACCACAUCUAUUUUGUUAAAACUUUAGUGGACUGAAAGUCCAAAUUGUCAGAUAUGUGACAAAACUUGAUUGCAUUGUUUUCAAUAAAACCACUUUUUUCAUGUGGUUCAGGGAUAUAUUUAUUACCUGAGGUGUGUUACAGAAUUGCAUUAUAUUUUUUCUUUGUUUUUUGGUUUCAAAUAUUUCAAAGAUUAAUUUAUGUGUUUUUCUUUUGUGUUUUAACUUUGUGUUGAAAAAAAAAUAUUUAUAUAACUAGACCUUCAAAAUAAAAUCCUAUG
Liolophura sinensis is the source of this 4541-nucleotide messenger RNA. Its product is annotated as traB domain-containing protein-like. NCBI's taxonomy places the organism in Eukaryota, Metazoa, Mollusca, Polyplacophora, Chitonida, Chitonidae. Bases 43 to 1350 code for a protein of 435 amino acids. The transcript is spliced from 9 exons. The record is from RefSeq and is a predicted model, not a curated record.